AUGAAGAGAGUAGUCAAGUACACUAAGGACUUAGCACGUGAAGCCAUAGUGGCCUUGGAUAACUCUAGUACCGCAUCGAAUGAGUAUACGAGGUGGUUUAGCUAUGCUAACGCUAACAGAAUCCAGCUCUUCGUAGUAAAUACUAGCAGCUUCGAGGUAAUGGAAAGAUGCCUCCAAGCACCCUCAGGCACUGUGAAGUCUUAUGAAGAGGAUAGCCUGAGCCUGCAGAGACUAGUGUACGGAUUUCCUCCCGCGGGCGCUGUUUCCUGCAGGGGCGAGGUGGUCGCUAGCACUGUUCAUACUAGCGACCAAUUCUUCGGAAUUAACACCCUCAUCGACUGCCAUUCUUUCUUCAAAAAGCCCAGCACUUCAGAGAUGCUUUCCAACUGCCGAAAGGGGAAGUACUCCUCAUUCGUAGGCAUGAUUUUGCUUCACAAGAUGCAGCAUGUCAAUACUAUCAUUAGCCAGGGUAAGAGGUGUGUUGAUCCAGCAUGUUCUAGUAGAAGAUUUGGGUUUGAUUCUCUUCUUUUCCCUUUCUUUCGCCCUGAUAUGUUUGACUCAAUAACAAGCUUCCGCUUAGGGAUAGUUAGUCACUAUGAGAUACCAAUAUAA
This is a messenger RNA of Colletotrichum aenigma, 612 nucleotides long. RefSeq lists its product as uncharacterized. NCBI's taxonomy places the organism in Eukaryota, Fungi, Ascomycota, Sordariomycetes, Glomerellales, Glomerellaceae. Gene Ontology annotation, molecular function: metallopeptidase activity. Bases 1 to 612 code for a protein of 203 amino acids. The record is from RefSeq and is a predicted model, not a curated record. The transcript is spliced from 2 exons.